Molecule: messenger RNA, 2430 nt
Organism: Archocentrus centrarchus (flier cichlid)
Lineage: Eukaryota; Metazoa; Chordata; Actinopteri; Cichliformes; Cichlidae
Product: butyrophilin-like protein 2
Exons: 7
Coding region: 140-1999 (619 amino acids)
Biological process (GO): T cell receptor signaling pathway; regulation of cytokine production
Cellular component (GO): external side of plasma membrane
Molecular function (GO): signaling receptor binding
Source: RefSeq, a predicted model, not a curated record
CAAUGGCUCAGCACCUUUAACAUAUGAUCCUUAAGUAUAAUAUCCUGAAUCUGUGACUUUUGGCCCUUUUAGAGUGAGGAUUAAAGGAUUGUAUUGUUUCACAGUCCCUGUCUAUCCUCCUUUGACUUGAGCAUCUGUAAUGAGUCCUGUUAAAGUGAGCCUUCUCUUGGUUUUACAUCAUGGUGUUCUCCUCUUUCUAACACGAUGCUGUGAAGGUCAGUCUCACAUGAUUGGUCCAACUCAGCCAGUAGUGGCAAUGAUUGGUGAUGACAUCAUUUUGCCAUGCCACCUGGAACCUGCUGUGGAUGCUGUUAAACUGACUGUGGAAUGGUCCAAACAGGACCUCACACCUAGAUUUGUCUAUGUGAGGCGAGUUGGUGUGGAGCUGCUGACUGAGCAGAAUUCAUUGUACACAAAAAGAACAUCACUCUCUGUCAGCAAACUGCAGUGUGGAGACAUUUCACUGAAACUCUCCACAGUGAAACUCUCAGAUGCAGGAACGUACAAAUGCCUUGUACCCAAAUUUGGUGCAGAAUCUGCGGUCCAGCUAGCUGUAGGUUCUGUUUCCUCACCACUCAUUGAACUCUCCACAGUCAAAAAUAAAGUUGUGUUAGAGUGUAAAUCUAAUGGCUGGUAUCCAGAGCCUCAGCUGUUGUGGCUGAACAGAGAGGGCAAACUCAUUUCUGCUGAACCUACAAAGACUGUCAGAGGUUCUGAUGGUCUCUAUACUGUCAGCAGCAAAGUGUCUGUGGAGAAAGGACACAGCUACAGCUUCACCUGCAGAGUCCAACAAAAGUCUAUUAGCCAAAUCAAAGAGGCACACAUCCAUGUUUCAGGUCAGUCUCACAUGAUUGGUCCAACUCAGCCAGUAGUGGCAAUGAUUGGUGAUGACAUCAUUUUGCCAUGCCACCUGGAACCUGCUGUGAAUGCUGGUGAUCUGACUGUGGAAUGGUCCAGAAAUGACCUCAAACCUAGAUUUGUCUAUCUGAGGCGAGAUGGUGUGGAGCUGCUGACUGAGCAGAAUUCAUUGUACACAAGAAGAACAUCACUCUCUGUCAGCAAACUGCAGUGUGGAGACAUUUCACUGAAACUCUCCACAGUGAAACUCUCAGAUGCAGGAACAUACAAAUGCCAUGCACCCGAAUUUAGUGCAGAAUCUGUGAUGGAGCUAACUGUAGGUUCUGUUUCCUCACCACUCAUUGAACUCUCCACAGUCAAAGAUAAAGUUGUGUUAGAGUGUGAAUCUAAUGGCUGGUAUCCAGAGCCUCAGCUGUUGUGGCUGAACAGUGAGGGCAAACUCAUUUCUGCUGAACCUACAAAGACUGUCAGAGGUUCUGAUGGUCUCUAUACUGUCAGCAGCAAAGUGUCUGUGGAGAAAGGACACAGCUACAGCUUCACCUGCAGAGUCCAACAAAAGUCUAUUAGCCAAAUCAAAGAGGCGCACAUCCAUGUUUCAGACGAUCUCUUUAUGGUCCAGUCUGAUACUGCUGUUCACAUUAUCGUCAACUUGGUUCUCUGUUUAAUAUCAGUUGGCACAAUAACGUCCAUAUUAUUCAUAAUAUGGAGGCAAGAACAAAAGAAAACUGAUGAAAGAGAGAUGAGGAUGGAGGAGCAUUCACAGAGAGAAGGUGAGGAAAAAAACAGACUUAAAGAUGAGUUGAAGAACCAUGAGGAAGACUUGACACAUAUCCACCAGAUCAUUAAAAACCAGAAUGAGAAGAAGAAAGAUCUGAAGAACCAGAGAGAUAAACUCAACUCACUACUGCAGGAGGACAAAGCAGAGAUGAAAGAGGUCACAAGUAAGCUGAAGAAGCCCCCCAAAAAGAAGCAUGAACAAUGGCAAGAUGACUUGAAGAAGAGAAUGGAAGAACAUGAAGAACUGUUAGUGAUUACAGACAAACUAAUGGAGGCAACAGAGAACAUUAUAAUCCAAAUGACAGAAAGGAAAGUAAAGCUAGAAAAGGACACAGAAAAAAAUCGUAAACACUUGAAGAAUUAAACAUCUCAGAAGAGGAAAACAAUGAACUAUUGUCUGAGAAUACAGCAGGAUUUUUAUUUAUUCAAUUUGUUGCUAAAAAUCACAAUGUUUGUCAACUCUUAUAAAAAGUUGCAUGUUAACUUUACACUCCCCGUUCCCCUCCAAUCUCACUGUAUAUUCUGUAUAACGACAAUGAAGGCAUUCUAUUCUAUUCUAUUCUUCAGUUGUGUACCUACAUCUUUUUCCCUUUAGGGAAGGACAGAGUAACACAUGACAAAUGCAACAUGGGUUUAGCUGUGCUUUUUCCCUCAUUUCUGUCUUUUUUAAAUGUGUUGCCAGAUAUUUCUUCAUUUGUUUGUUAGUUUGUUAUCUUUUUAAUCUUUUGAAUUGUGUCUGUGUGUAAGUAAGAAUUAUACUGUGAGAGAUGGAGGAAGAUCUGUUCAUGGAAACUA